Messenger RNA from Protopterus annectens (West African lungfish), 6666 nucleotides. RefSeq names its product phosphatidylinositol-4-phosphate 3-kinase catalytic subunit type 2 alpha (gene PIK3C2A). Gene Ontology annotation, cellular component: phosphatidylinositol 3-kinase complex; plasma membrane; cytoplasm. Gene Ontology annotation, molecular function: phosphatidylinositol binding; 1-phosphatidylinositol-4-phosphate 3-kinase activity; 1-phosphatidylinositol-3-kinase activity. Lineage: Eukaryota; Metazoa; Chordata; Ceratodontiformes; Protopteridae. The record is from RefSeq and is a predicted model, not a curated record. Gene Ontology annotation, biological process: cell migration; phosphatidylinositol-mediated signaling; phosphatidylinositol 3-kinase/protein kinase B signal transduction.
AUGCCUGGUGAAAGAGUUGAUGUAGUGAACUUGUUAACAAGGAGUGAAGUAUUUUGUUCUGCCCAGAUUAAUGGAAAAUCCACAGAGCUCAAGGUAGACACUGGCUGUAAGUGUAAUGUUAUAUUGGCAGACACGUUUGCAAGAGUGAGAGCUAAAGAAAAACUCAUUGUAACCAGUAGUGCGAGACGUGUUGCUUAUGGAGGUUAUUCACGUGCCAUCAUAGUAGACUAUCUAUUGGUUGGAGGCAAUGGUGAAGCAGAACAUGACAGAAACCUAAAAGUACUAGAUAGAGCUCAUGAAGUGAAUGAAAGCACAAUUCUUCGAGGUGCAAAUUCAGACUUCCAGAAGUUACUUAUGGUUGUCUCCCCUGCAAGCAGGCCGUGUAUCCUUGGCUGGGCCAGCUGCUUGCUCUUGUCCCGGAAAAAGAAUCCUACAGAGGAAGGGAGGGACAGGUUUCUAAUAUUCAUGAAAGAUGGUGCGUGUGGACAUAUUUUACAGUUCGUGUAUUUUGCUAAUGAAUUUCAUUUCUUUUAUUCACAGUCUGUCAGUGCAGAAAGAAUAAGUCCUGUUGAAUUUCCUGUUACACAAGAAAAUGAUUCCUAUAAUGAGGAGUUAGCAGCAUUUUCUCAAGAAGUAACAAAGUUGCGAAAUAGAUUUCCUUAUAAUAAUCAUUCAACAAAUCCUGGUUAUAUUCUCAGUCCUGUCCUGCUCCAGAGAGAUGUGAAUCAUGAAAGUUCUAGCGUCAAGGUUUCUAUUGAAAUUGAAGAAUCUCCACAGCCAGUAACUUUUACUUGCGAUGGCAGAAGAUGAUGAAGAUCUGACAGACUUGGAAAACCAUCUCUAUUAUAUUGAUAAGCCAUUUAAAGAAACCAUCAAACGACAUUCUCUGGCUGAACUGCUGGAUGCAUAUUACAGUCAAGUAGCAUUCUGUCUUGAAAAUGAGAAUAACCAAUACAAAACAGUAGAGUAUGUAAUACAUGCUGUCAAAGCUAUCUGCAAUGCUUUGGAUGGUGUAGAAACUUUGGCAGUCACUGAAGCCACAAAGAAGUUAAAGAGGGCUGUCAACCUUCCAUCUGCUAAAAGUGCUAAGGUUGCAGUUAAAUCCCAGGAUGGAUCUGCUCAAAAUGCAACAACAGAUGAGUCAUUAAACUGUGAAAAUCCUGUUCAGGCAGCUGUGAGAAUGUUAACAAGGGCAAUAUAUGAUCUCCUGCAGCUCUACUUGACUUCAUUUAGCUAUAGUCCAACAUCAGCUGAAAGUACUUCAAAAAACAACAGAGCUACCAAAGAAGCUAGUGCAACAAACGAACAUCUUCAAUUCACGGUUUUUGCUGCCCACAGAAUACCUUCUGGGUGGGUUUCCAUCUUUGAGAAGUACUACUUGAUUUGCUCUCUGACCCAUAAUGGAACAGAUCUCUUCAAACCAAUUCAGUCGAAGAAAGUAGGAACGUACAGGAAUUUUUUCUGUCAUAUUAAGUGGGAUGAACUUAUAAGCUUCCCAAUCCAGAUUUCCCAGUUGCCUUUAGAAUCAAAGCUGUUGCUUACUCUUUAUGGAAUGUUUAACCAGAAUGCUGGCAACUCACCAGAUCCUAAUAAGCAGAGGAAAAGUUCUGAGAGACUUGGACGUGUCUCCCUACCCCUGUUUGAUUUUACACGCAAAUUGAUGGUUGGCACCAAGCUUUUGAGUCUUUGGACUUCCUCAUUUAUAAGUUCAGCAUCUGGCACUUUAAGCAGAAAAGGAAACCAAAUGGAAAGGAUUAUACUACAGGUGGAUUUUCCAGCUCCCUCAUUUGAUGUUGUGUAUGUAGCUCCCAAUGUCAAAAGCAAAUCAGCACCACAUAGUUUGGAAAGCCUUGAUAAAGAGAUACAAGAGCAGCUGCUUUCACUUCUUAACAGAGAAUUCACAUUUGGGCUUUCAAGCAAAGAAAAAGAAUUUCUUUGGGAAAAGCGACUCUACUGCCUUUCCCAUGAAAAAAGCCUUCCUAACAUACUUGUUAGUGCUCCAAGUUGGGAUUGGGCUAAUGUGCCUGAAAUCUAUUCUGUGCUACAGCAGUGGAAACCCCUGUCACCAGAGAAUGCAUUGGCUUUGCUGGAUUCCAAGUUUUCUGAUCAGGAAGUUCGGAGUACAGCCGUGAAAUGGAUGGAGACCAUUUCUGAUGAUGAACUCACAGACUACCUCCCACAGUUUGUGCAGGCCUUGAAGUAUGAAGUUUACGUGGAUAAUUCCUUAGUACAGUUCCUGUUGACUCGAGCUCUGGGGAAUAUUCGUGUUGCUCACUACUUAUACUGGCUGCUGAAGGAUGCACUUCAGGACCCUUAUUCUGGUGUACGCUAUGAGCGCAUUUUGGGUGCCUUACUUUCCGCUUGUGGAAAAGGGUUGAGGGAAGAAUUUGAGAAGCAAAGUAGACUUGUGCAGCUUUUAGGAGUGGUGGCUGAGAAGGUGCGGCAAGCCAGUGGAUCAGCUAGACAGGUUGUUCUCCAGGAAGGCAUGGAGGGUGUACAGUCUUAUUUUGCAAAGAAUAAAUGCAGGUUACCUCUGAACCCUAGUCUGGUAGCAAAGGAACUGAACACUAAGGCAUGUUCAUUUUUUAGUUCUAAUGCAGUUCCAUUAAAGAUAGCAUUUGUGAAUGCCGACCCUUUGGGGGAAGAAAUAAAUGUUAUGUAUAAGGUUGGUGAAGAUCUACGGCAAGACAUGUUGGCUUUACAGAUGAUUAAAAUUAUGGAUAAAAUCUGGCUGCAGGAGGGCCUUGACCUGCGAAUGGUUGUCUUUAAAUGUAUCUCGACUGGCAAAGACAGAGGAAUGGUUGAACUUGUACAGUCUUCAGAAACCCUUCGGAAAAUACAGGUGGAAUAUGGAGUUACAGGAUCUUUUAAGGAUAAACCACUUGCUGAAUGGCUACGAAAAUACAAUCCAACAGAGGAGGACUAUGAUAAGGCUUCAGAAAAUUUCAUCUAUUCAUGUGCUGGCUGCUGUGUAGCCACUUAUGUCUUGGGUAUAUGUGAUCGGCACAACGACAACAUCAUGUUGCGAAGCACAGGACACAUGUUCCAUAUCGAUUUUGGAAAGUUCCUUGGUCAUGCCCAGAUGUUUGGAAGCUUUAAAAGGGAUCGAGCUCCAUUUGUACUAACUUCAGACAUGGCCUAUGUCAUUAAUGGUGGAGAAAAACCUACCAGCCGUUUUCAGCUUUUUGUGGAUCUUUGUUGUCAGGCGUAUAACCUGAUAAGGAAACACGCAGGUGUAUUUCUUAACUUGUUGUCAUUGAUGCUUACAUCUGGAUUACCAGAACUGAAUGGAGUCCAGGAUUUGAAGUAUGUGCUGGAUGCUCUUCAGCCGCAAACUACAGAUGCUGAGGCCACGGUUUUCUUUACCAGGUUGAUAGAAUCAAGUUUGGGAAGUGUUGCAACGAAGUUCAACUUCUUCAUUCAUAACUUAGCUCAGUUGCGAUUCUCAGGAUUGCCUUCCAGUGAUGAACCUAUACUGUCAUUUUCACCAAAAACUCAUACUCUUAAACAGGAUGGUCGAAUUAAAGAUGUGUCUAUAUUCACAUACCAGAAACGGUAUAAUCCAGACAAAUACUAUAUUUAUGUAGUGAGAGUAUUGAGGGAAGGGCAAACUGAUCCUGUAUUUAUCUUCCGGACAUUUUAUGAAUUUCAAGAACUACAUAACAAACUGAGUAUUCUAUUUCCUCUUUGGAAGCUUCCUGGUUUUCCAAAUAAAGUUGUACUAGGAAGAACCCAUGUUAAAGAUGUGGCUGCCAAAAGAAAAGUUGAGCUGAACAGCUACAUUCAGAGUCUGAUGAGCAGUUCUGCAGAUGUUUCAGAGUGUGAUCUCGUUUAUACUUUUUUUCAUCCUUUGCCAAGGGAUGAAAAGACAGAAGCAAUAGAUGGAAUUGCUAAAUCUACAGAUGAUAUCCCAUUGAGCCCUACCUCCGGCAAGGUAGGAGGGGAAGUAAAGCUGUCUCUCUCCUACAGAAAUGGAACACUCUUCAUCAUGGUGAUGCACAUCAGGGAUUUGGUUACAGAUGAUGGCACAGAUCCAAACCCUUAUGUGAAAACAUAUUUACUUCCAGAUCCGCAUAAGACUUCUAAGCGCAAAACAAAAACUUCCAGAAAAACACUGAACCCUACAUUUAAUGAAAUGCUUGUGUACAGUGGCUACAGUGUAGAAACCCUGAAACAAAAGGAGCUUCAGCUGAGCGUUCUGAGUGCCGAAUCACUGCAGGAGAAUUUCUUUCUUGGUGGCCUUACUCUUCCUCUGAAAGAUUUUAACUUAAGCAAGGAGACUGUUAGUUGGUACAAGCUGAGUGCUGUACCCCAUUUAUGUUAAUAAUGUACAACUAAAAAGACUUGCUUGUUAAAGGCAGUGCUCUGAUUACCUACAGAAAAUUCACAUUUUCUUUCUUGACACCAAGUGUGUCUCAGAUUAUCGGUGAGUUUUUUUUGUCCCGUCUUUUGUGUAGUAGACUUGCAUGAGCAAGCUGAUUAGCCAUUGCAGCAGUACAGUAAUAUCCUUCCCAUUUUCAGCACUUAGUGUCCUUUACUAGAUAUCUAAAAACUGGGACCAGCAAGUAUAACUUUAGUAAGAGAAAUUUCUUAACGUUAAGAAGCAGUGCCCUUGUUUUGUAUGUGUUAAGAGUAUUGACAGUCUAAACUACAUCAGUCUGUUCUGGUGUCUGAUGACUUGAUGUGAAAAAUAACUGCUUGCUUAAUAUUUGGGGAGGAUAGUACUGUAAUGUGUUACAUUUGGAGGUAAUUAUGUAUGUUUUCUUCUGCACAGUGGACCAGUCAUUCUAGAGAAGAAAAUUACUGCAUUUUUAGCAGAACUUGAAGCAUCACAUAUAUUAUAGCUGUUCCAGUUUUGUAAAAUAUGUACUUUUUCUGAGAACUGACAAAUUCUCAUUCCUUUAAGUAUGGUAUUGGGGAUUAAAGAAAUGCUGUAACAGUAGUUUUUUUUUUUUACAUCAAAAUGAAAUUCAGAAUGAAGAGAAUGCUGAACUUGCUGAAGCUUUAUCCCAUAUCUAUUGCCACUUGUGUAUUCCUGUGUAAGUCGUUUUCUUGUGUUGAGCAGUGUAGGUUAAAUUUAUUGUACUGUGUGGCAUGUUCCAUGUUAGCAAUGUCCACAGCCUUCUGGUUCCUGAAUUGACAUGUUUGUAAUACAGCUUUAUGAAAAGCACAAUCAGGUUCCCUUCUGCUUAGAAUAUCGAUUAUUUUGUACAGUAAUUGUUGCAGAAGUCUAUCAUUAUUUGUUAACAUAACCACUAGAAACAUAGUCAUUUAUUUUUUUCUCUAGAAAGGUGUCUGUUUCAACAUUAAGCUCCAGCUCCAUUCUUGCUUAUUUAAGUCCAAGUAUUUAAAGUUUAGAAAUGCUGUAAGCACACCUGAGAGAGGGAGAACUUUUCCUCAGCAUUGUAUUGUCUGCAGCUUGGAAUCUCCUACAUGCCAGCGAUCUGGACAUCAUCAACACAGAGAAGAUAAGAGUAGUCCAUGGAUGCUGUUAAUGAAAGCAGUGAGCGUGGUUGUGAUCAGCAGCAGGAUUAUUGUUCUUAGAUUUACAUCCCUCGUUAUGCUCUUUCUCUCAAGUGCCUGCAUGUUAGCACAGCUCUCUUUUGACAAAAAUGUGUUUAAAUAUAUCUCUAUGAGAAGUGCCUGUUGCAUUAUAUCUAGUCUGUUAUUGAUUGGGAAGCAUGUAGUUUGCCAGUUAGGGUUUCAUCAAAAUGAGAAUUGGCUGUUUUAAUUACCUGUUUCAUCAAAACCUGGCCUCUCUAAACAGUGAAAUGAUGGAACAGUUCUGUGAUCUUGAAAUUAGUAUAUUUAGAGAUGCAGACUGACUAGUGCAGAGAGUUGCACCUUACAAAAAUGCUGCUUUUGUAUUUUUUAGUAGAUUUGAUGGUGUUUUGGAAUUUGACAGUUUGCUUUUGUCUGAGUUAAUGCCUUUGAAGCUGUUAUAGCACAACUAGUUACCGAUCAACAAAUUUGCUGGUCCCUCGCCCUUUUUUUUUCCCUCAAAGAAGGAAACGUCCAUUAGAAUGCCUGUGCCUGGAGUUGCAUAGUCAUCUUGUGUGCCUUGCUUUAUCCUUUUGAAGCUUAUGACUAAUUUACACAGCAAGGCAUUUCUGCCUAUGAAAGAUACUGCAACCACACACCGGAGUAUAUGCCUUCGGAUUGUAAUGGUGCUCAUUGCUACUAAUAAAAUGUAUCCUGGAAGAUGCACAAUUAUUGACUUAAAACCGGGCUUAAACUGAGAUCAUGAAUGGGGUAAACCAAUGGCAUGGCAGUAGGGUUGUUUGUCAGCAGUUAAGCUUUCUUAAUUAGAAGGAGACAGGUUAUAUAUUCAGUGAUGAAUUCGAAGUGUUAAGCUGCUGGUAUUUAUAAAGAAAAAUACUUAAACAUCAAGGUGCAUGCAGUUAUGUCACAUCCCAAAGACUUUGGUAGAUGCUUUCAGAGUAGCUGAUACACUUUUCAGUGGAAAUCUAGCCACCUUCCUGAAUUUCUGGUGCUGUAAAAUAAGUCAGAUUUUUUUUGUAGUCAUAUGAUGCACUUAUACUGUUUGCCGAGUUUGCACAGCAUAAAUGUUGUUUGAGUCACAUGUUUGUGUCUUUCGGCUUUUCCUGGUUAGGGUUCGCCACAGCGGAACACCGGUCCGCUAAUAAUUGGUAGUGGAUUUUUACG